This is a messenger RNA of Rangifer tarandus platyrhynchus (Svalbard reindeer), 3129 nucleotides long. NCBI's taxonomy places the organism in Eukaryota, Metazoa, Chordata, Mammalia, Artiodactyla, Cervidae. The record is from the annotation of a GenBank genome assembly.
AUGGAGGCGAACCCAGCGGGCAGCGGCGCCGGGGGCGGCGGGAGCGGCGGCCUGGGGGGCGAGGACGGGGUCCACUUCCAAAGCUACCCCUUCGAUUUCCUGGAGUUCCUCAACCACCAGCGCUUCGAGCCCAUGGAGCUCUACGGGGAGCACGCCAAGGCGGUAGCCUCGCUGCCCUGCGCGCCUGGGCCCCCGCCGCAGCCGCCCCCGCCGCCGCCCCCGCCGCAGUAUGACUACCCGCCCCAGGCCAGCUUCAAGCCCAAGGCCGAGGCCCCCUCCUCGUCCUCCUCGUCGUCGUCGUCCUCCUCGUCCUCGUCGUCGUCCACCCAGGCCAAGAAGCCCGACCCGCCGCUGCCGCCCGCCUUCGGGGCGCCGCCACCCCCGAUCUUCGACGCGGCCUUCCCGGCCCCGCAGUGGGGCAUCGUGGACCUCUCAGGCCACCAACACCUGUUCGGGAACCUAAAGCGUGGGGGGCCGGCCGCUGGGCCGGGGACUGCGCCGGGGCUGGCCGCGCCCCCGGGGACCCCCGGGCCACUCCCUGCCGCCUCGCAGGCGCCGCCGGGCCCGGCGGCGGCGGGGUCAGCAACCUGCGAUGCGGCCAAGGACGACAAAGGCUACUUCCGGCGGCUCAAGUACCUGAUGGAGCGGCGCUUCCCGUGCGGCGUGUGCCAGAAGUCCUUCAAGCAGUCCUCGCACCUGGUGCAGCACAUGCUGGUGCACUCGGGAGAGCGGCCCUACGAGUGCGGUGUCUGCGGCCGCACCUACAACCACGUGUCCAGCCUCAUCCGCCACCGCCGCUGCCACAAGGACGUGCCGCCGGCCGCGGGCGCCCCGGCGCCGCCGCCGCUCCCUCCGCUGGGCCUGCCCGCGCCCGCCGCGCCCUCCUCGGCGCCCCCGGGACCCCCGGCCGCGCCCGCCGACGGCAGCGCGGCCCCCGCGGGCGUGGGGGUGGCCCCUCCGGCGGGGGCGGCGGCAGCGGCGGCGGGGGGCGGCGACGGCCCGUUCGCCUGCACGCUGUGCUGGAAGGUGUUCAAGAAGCCCAGCCACCUGCACCAGCACCAGAUCAUCCACACGGGCGAGAAGCCCUUCUCCUGCUCCGUGUGCAGCAAGAGCUUCAACCGCCGCGAGAGCCUCAAGCGCCACGUGAAGACGCACUCCGCCGACCUGCUGCGCCUGCCGUGCGGCGUGUGCGGCAAGGCCUUCCGCGACGCCGCCUACCUGCUCAAGCACCAGGCGGCGCACGCGGGCGCGCCCGGGCCGCGGCCCGCCUACCCCUGCGAGCUGUGCGGCAAGUCCUACUCGGCGCCUCAGAGCCUGCUGCGCCACAAGGCGGCGCACGGCCCGCCCGCCGCCCCUGAAGCGCCCAAGGACGCGGCAGCCCCCGGCGCGCCGCCCGCGCCCGCCUUCCCGCCGGGGCCCUAUCUGCUGCCCCCGGACCCGCCCGCCUCCGACGGCGAGAAGGCGGCGGCGGCGGCGGCCGCGGCGGUGGUGUAUGGAGCCGUGCCCGUCCCGCUGCUGGGCGCCCACCCGCUGCUGCUCGGCGGGGCCGGCCCCGGAGGGGCGGGGGGCUCGGGCGCCGGCGCGCCCGGCAAGACGUUCUGCUGCGGCAUUUGCGGGCGCGGCUUCGGGCGCCGCGAGACCCUGAAGCGGCAUGAGCGCAUCCACACGGGCGAGAAGCCGCACCAGUGCCCGGUGUGCGGGAAGCGCUUCCGCGAGUCCUUCCACCUGAGCAAGCACCACGUGGUGCACACCCGCGAGCGGCCCUACAAGUGCGAGCUCUGCGGCAAGGUCUUCGGCUACCCGCAGAGCCUCACGCGCCACCGACAGGUGCACCGGCUCCAGUUGCCCUGUGCCCUGGCCGGGGCCGCCGGCCUCCCCGCCGCCCAGGGCGCGGCGGGGGCGGCCGGCCCGAGCGGCUCGGCCGCGUCCGGGGCCGCCGCUGACGGGCUGAGCUACGCCUGCUCGGACUGCGGCGAGCACUUCCCGGAUCUCUUCCACGUCAUGAGCCACAAGGAGGCGCACAUGGCCGAGAAGCCCUACGGCUGCGAUGCGUGUGGCAAGACCUUCGGCUUCAUCGAGAACCUCAUGUGGCACAAGCUGGUGCACCAGGCGGCCCCCGAGCGCCUGCUGCCGCCCGCGUCUGGCGGCGCCCAGCCUCCGGAGGGCUCGGGCGGCACCGACGCAGCCACCGUGCUGGACAACGGGCUGGCCGGGGAGGUGGGGGCAGCCGUGGCGGCACUGGCUGGGGUGUCCGGGGGCGAGGACGCGGGCGGGUCCGCGGCGGCCGGGGGCGGCGGGGGCGCCAGCGCGGGCCCUGAGCGCUUCAGCUGUGCUACCUGCGGCCAGAGCUUCAAGCACUUCCUGGGCCUGGUGACCCACAAGUACGUGCACCUGGUGCGCCGGACCCUGGGCUGCGGCCUGUGCGGCCAGAGCUUCGCGGGCGCCUAUGACCUGCUGCUGCACCGGCGCAGCCACCGGCAGAAGCGGGGCUUCCGCUGCCCGGUGUGCGGCAAGCGCUUCUGGGAGGCGGCCCUGCUCAUGCGCCACCAGCGCUGCCACACGGAGCAGCGGCCCUACCGCUGCGGCGUGUGCGGCCGCGGCUUCCUGCGCUCCUGGUACCUGCGGCAGCACCGCGUGGUGCACACGGGCGAGCGCGCCUUCAAGUGCGGCGUGUGCGCCAAGCGCUUCGCGCAGUCGUCCAGCCUGGCGGAGCACCGGCGGCUGCACGCCGUGGCGCGGCCCCUGCGCUGCGGCGCCUGCGGCAAGACCUUCCGCUACCGCUCCAACCUGCUGGAGCACCAGCGGCUGCACCUGGGCGAGCGCGCCUACCGCUGUGAGCACUGCGGCAAGGGCUUCUUCUACCUGAGCUCUGUGCUGCGCCACCAGCGCGCGCACGAGCCGCCGCGGCCCGAGCUCCGCUGUCCUGCCUGCCUCAAGGCCUUCAAGGACCCCGGCUACUUCCGGAAGCACCUGGCGGCCCACCAGGGCGGCCGGCCUUUCCGCUGCUCCUCCUGCGGUGAGGGAUUCGCCAACACCUAUGGCCUCAAGAAACACCGCCUGGCGCACAAGGCCGAGGGCCUGGCAGGGCCGGGCGCAGGGGCCGGCCCGUUGCCCGGGAAGGACGCCUGA